GGAUUGGAGCACCUGAAUCACAUGAUUGGGAGGGGAUUGGGAACACCUGAAUCACAUGAUAUGGAGGGGAUUGGAGCACCUGAAUCACAUGAUUGGGAGGGGAUUGGAACACCUGAAUCACAUGAUAUGGAGGGGAUUGGAACACCUGAAUCACAUGAUUGGGAGGGGAUUGGAACACCUGAAUCACAUGAUUGCGAUUGGGAUGAGGGGAUUGGAACACCUGAAUCACAUGAUUGGGAGGGGAUUUGAUCACAUGAAAAGUAGUAAGCAAGUUGUCACUUCUGACAGCAUCGCUUUCUACUUGUGAAAUCUGUGAAUGAUCACAGAGAUCACAUGGUA
Molecule: messenger RNA, 339 nt
Organism: Staurois parvus
Lineage: Eukaryota; Metazoa; Chordata; Amphibia; Anura; Ranidae
Source: the annotation of a GenBank genome assembly